AAAAAAGAACUACAGAUUGAGGGAGGGAGAGAGAGAGAGAGACAGAGAGAGAGAGAUUAAACAUGCCAGAAAGCAUAUUCACAGAGAUCAAAAUACCUCAUCAUCAGAAACCCUACGAUGGAGAUCUCUUCCCUGCGGUUCUAUCACCAAAACCAAACACCUUUUCAGUCGCCUCUGACGUCACUGUUCUCACAGAAGCCAUCAAAGCUCACAAGCCGUGGCUCGAGUCGCUAAUCCACAAAGCCGGGGCUGUUCUCUUCAGGGGAUUCCCUGUAACAACAGCCGAUGACUUCAACGACGUCGUUGAAGCCUUCGGCUUUGAAGAGCUUCCCUACGUCGGCGGCGCUGCUCCCCGGACCAACGUCGUCGGCCGGGUUUUCACCUCCAACGAGUCUCCUCCCGAUCAGAAAAUCCCUUUUCACCAUGAAAUGGCUCAGGUUCCUAAGUUCCCGGCCAAGCUGUUUUUCUUCUGUGAAGUAGAACCAGGAAAAGGGGGAGAAACCCCUAUUGUUCUUAGCAACAUCGUAUACGAGAGGAUGAAAGAGAAGUACCCAGAAUUUGUGGAACGAUUGGAAGAGCAUGGACUGAUCUAUACGAGAGUGUUGGGGGAAGACGAUGAUCCUACAUCGCCAAUUGGCCGUGGUUGGAAGUCUACCUUCUUGACCAAAGACAAGAGUGUUGCAGAGGAAAGGGCUGCCAAACUGGGUAUGAAGCUGGAAUGGAUGGAAGAUGGAGGAGUGAAGACAGUAAUGGGGCCGAUACCGGCAAUCAAAGUGGACAAGAGCCGACAACGCAAGAUAUGGUUCAACAGCAUGGUGGCUGCUUACACAGGUUGGGAAGAUGCUCGGAACGAUCCUGUAAAAGCUGUCACAUUUGGGGAUGGGAAGCCAUUGCCGGCUGAUAUCAUCUAUGACUGUCUUAACAUUCUCGAUGAGGAAAGUGUUGCCAUUCCAUGGCAAAAGGGUGAUGUUAUACUGUUGGAUAACUGGGCUGUCCUUCAUUCUCGAAGGCCAUUCAACCUGCCUCGGCGUGUGCUUGCUUCGCUGUGCAAGUAAACAAUGAGGCUUUACUUGUCGAUCUCUGUGUAUUGCUUAAUUCUAGCAUUUUAGGGAAGCGUCGGGAAAGAGAUUUGAGCAAAUAGUUUCAUGAAUCACACUAGUAUUGUCUAUUGAGUGAAAUAAAAUGAUGUGAUGUUAAUAUUUUGUGAAACGUCUUACAUAA
Messenger RNA from Camellia sinensis, 1221 nucleotides. RefSeq names its product clavaminate synthase-like protein At3g21360. Gene Ontology annotation, molecular function: oxidoreductase activity. Lineage: Eukaryota; Viridiplantae; Streptophyta; Magnoliopsida; Ericales; Theaceae. The record is from RefSeq and is a predicted model, not a curated record.